ACUGGUCGUCUCCCCCUUGUCUCCAUCGAGACCACGCGCUAUUCAUUCUCUUCUUCACCUCCCGUAAGUCUGCCCUCGUUUACCAUCCUUUCCGACCCCAAUUCGCCUUCCGCUUGGUCGCCGUGAUCGAUUCCUCUCCCCACCCAGGCAUGAUUUCGAUGAGGGUUUUAGUCCAAAAAAUCAAGCUUGGAACUUCCUUUGAAGCGAUUUAAGCAUCAUUUUUUCUGCGAGGUAUUUGAGUUUUGGGGGAGCUUCUGGUGCCGAUAUUGAUAAAAAGAUUUCAUUUCUACGUCUUGUCUUGUUUUGAGAUAUUGGGCUCUCGAUCAUUUUGUCAAUAUGGUUGAGGGCGCCAAGUUCACAGGAUUUAUGGGUGCUAUCCAUGGAAAUGACAACAUGAACAGCUUCUAUGACAUGGUCCAAUAUCGGAAGCUCGGGGAGGGGUCCAACAUGUCCAUAGAUAGCUUUGCAAGCCUUCAGACCAGCAAUGGCGGCUCUGUCCCUAUGUCCAAGGAGAACAGCAGUGUUGGCUCGAAUGACUCGCGCACUGGAAUCCUCCAAUAUCCUGGGAUUCACUCUAUCCCUGUCAUCAAUUAUUCCUCCGGUCACAGUGUCCACCCUGGAAGGGUAUCCCAUGCUCUCAAUGAUGAUGCUCUCGCGCAAGCUUUGAUGGACCCCCGAUACCCUACUGAGACCCUUCAGAAUUAUGAUGAAUGGGCCAUUGAUCUUAGAAUGCUCAACAUGGGAAUGGCUUUUGCACAAGGGGCCUUUGGGAAGCUUUACAAGGGCACCUACAAUGGAGAGGAUGUUGCAAUUAAGUUGUUGGAGAGACCCGAGAAUGAUCCAGAGAGAGCUCAGCUGAUGGAACAGCAGUUUGCCCAGGAGGUAAUGAUGCUGGCCAAUCUGAAGCACCCAAAUAUAGUCAGAUUCAUUGGGGCAUGCAGGAAGCCAGUGGUUUGGUGCAUUGUCACCGAGUAUGCAAAGGGUGGUUCUCUCAGGCAGUUUUUAAUGAAAAGACAGAAUAGGUCCGUUCCACUGAAGUUGGCCGUCAAGCAGGCUCUAGAUGUUGCCAGAGGGAUGGUUUAUGUCCAUGGAUUGGGUUUAAUUCACAGGGACCUCAAGUCUGACAACCUGCUUAUCUUUGCUGACAAGUCCAUUAAGAUUGCUGAUUUUGGAGUUGCCCGCAUUGAGGUGCAGACCGAGGGGAUGACACCCGAGACUGGAACAUAUCGAUGGAUGGCUCCGUAAGUUCUUUGGCAUUUAUCAUGGCCCUCUUUGUUUGCAAUUGAAACCACCAAAAACAUUGGUGCUGGACUUGUUUUGAUUUUUUUUUUUUUUUUAUAACUGUUGCAUAAUCUCUUGAACUUAUUCAUUCUUUAUGAUAUUUUACUUGACUAGCUGGAUGUGGUUUAUAGGACAAGUGUUAGUGUUGUGUUUGAAUUAUUUCCAUUUCUGUGUAUACUCUAUUAUCAUCUCAUGUAGUUGUCAUGGGCCAGCAUCUACAUCUCAGGGUUUAAUGGCAUUCUAAAAUGAGGAAACAAGCCAACUUUUGGUUGUUUACUUUGUCUAUAGUUUUACCACUAUCAUUCCUGCAUUUGCUUCCAUAUCAGGAUGCAGCAUUAAAUAUGCAGACCUGGACUAUUUUGCAUACUUUAAUACCUGUAUUUUCCUGCUCAAUACUCUUGGUGGCUAAAUUAUUGUUCAUUCAUUUUCUGCCACAAAUAUUUUUGCCACGGCAUGUGGAGAUUGAUCCUUGUGUUACUUUUAUGUUUUGUCAUGCUGUUAAUGAAUGCGAUAUGCUACGUAUAUUUCUGGGGACAGUUGAUCUUAUCUCAAAUUCCAUCGUAUUAUGGUCAUAUGGUCAAUGUUCAUAGGUAGGAAUGUUACCCUGUCUUUUUCCCCUGCAAUUUUGAGCAU
Molecule: messenger RNA, 1914 nt
Organism: Dioscorea cayenensis subsp. rotundata (Guinea yam)
Lineage: Eukaryota; Viridiplantae; Streptophyta; Magnoliopsida; Dioscoreales; Dioscoreaceae
Product: serine/threonine-protein kinase STY13-like
Exons: 2
Coding region: 337-1245 (302 amino acids)
Biological process (GO): protein phosphorylation
Molecular function (GO): protein kinase activity; ATP binding
Source: RefSeq, a predicted model, not a curated record